Molecule: messenger RNA, 972 nt
Organism: Bombus pascuorum
Lineage: Eukaryota; Metazoa; Arthropoda; Insecta; Hymenoptera; Apidae
Gene: mRpL24
Product: large ribosomal subunit protein uL24m
Exons: 5
Coding region: 73-834 (253 amino acids)
Biological process (GO): translation
Cellular component (GO): ribosome; mitochondrion
Molecular function (GO): structural constituent of ribosome; RNA binding
Source: RefSeq, a predicted model, not a curated record
UAAGAUAGUAGAAAGCUAAGAUUUUACAGUGUCAAUCUUUUUUAAUUUCUACUUAAUAUAUAAUUGAAAGUAAUGAGGCUCACAACUAUUCUAUUUCGAAAGUUAGGUGAAUGGUCGAAAAAAUAUGCGAAUUUACCAGACCGCUACAUAGACCGUGUCUCAGAACGCGUAUUGUGGAAACCUCCACCUGGCAAACCACAAUUUCUUAAACGUAAAAUAGUAGCAAAUAAGAAGUUGUACUAUUCUAUCCAUCGACCAUGGACAACAUAUUUUCAGUAUGAGAAUUGGGUUGUGAAACGUAGAGAUUACCCACCAGUUGAACCCAUAAAAGAUUGGAGUUUCUUUCGUGGUGAUCGUGUGGAACUCUUAGCUGGUCCUGAUAAGGGAAAACAAGGAAUAGUACAAGAUAUUAUACAGGAGAGAAAUUGGGUUAUUGUCCAUGGAUUAAAUACAAAAGUAAUAAUACAGGGGAAAAAAAAAGGUUUUCCUGGAGUUUGUUUGCGUAUGGAACAACCACUAUUAGUUACGACGCAAGUGCAAUUAGUAGAUCCUUCAGAUUUGAAAGGGACUGCAAUAGAAUGGAGAUAUACAGAGGAUGGCGAAUAUGUAAGAGUGUCUCUUAGAACUGGCAGAAUUAUUCCCAUACCUGUAUCAAGUCAAGAAACGGUAGAUUACAAAACUCCGGAUGUGUAUGUCGAAGAACCUAAAGAUACUACUGAAGAUGACGUAAAGGAAUUAACAUUCGAAGCAGAAUUGAAGACAUUUGAAAUGGAUAUUAUGGAUAAAAUGGGAAUUGUAGAGGAUCGUGUACCAAAGAAAUAUUAUUGGUAUUAAUUUUUCUAGAUAUAUGUAAAGUAUCAUUUUUUUUUUUAUUGUAUAUAUAAAAGUGAGCUUUAAGACGUUUUUAAAUUUUUAUUUCGUUACUGUAAACUUGAUUGAAAGUAAAGCUAUAAUACAAUACAGUUUGAAAAA